This is a messenger RNA of Erinaceus europaeus (western European hedgehog), 1933 nucleotides long. It is a transcript of the gene FGFRL1, whose product is annotated as fibroblast growth factor receptor like 1. Gene Ontology annotation, molecular function: fibroblast growth factor binding; fibroblast growth factor receptor activity. Gene Ontology annotation, cellular component: plasma membrane. The transcript has 6 exons. The record is from RefSeq and is a predicted model, not a curated record. Bases 209 to 1684 code for a protein of 491 amino acids. Lineage: Eukaryota; Metazoa; Chordata; Mammalia; Eulipotyphla; Erinaceidae.
UGAGCCCUGAGCCCUGAGCCCUGAGCCCGGCCGCCACCCCGGGGUGCGGGCCCGUCGGGGGCCAGGCCUGGGGGCCGCCCCGCCCGCCGCCCACGUGGCCACACUGUCCCCGCUGGACGCGGCCUGGCCCGCGGGCUCGGCCGGGAAGCGCGCUCGGCGCUCGGCCCGCGCCCCUUUGUCCCUCCUCCGCCCCCGCCCCCAGGUCGCUAUGUCGCCGGGCCCCGCGCUGCUGCUGCUGCUGCUGCUGCUGCUGCUGCUGGGGGUCCUGACACCCACCGCCGCCCGAGGCCCCCCGAGGAUGGCUGACAAGGUCGUUCCGCGCCAGGUGGCCCGGCUCGGCCGUACCCUGCGGCUGCAGUGCCCAGUGGAGGGGGACCCGCCACCACUGACCAUGUGGACCAAGGAUGGCCGCACCAUCCAUGGUGGCUGGAGCCGCUUCCGCGUGCUGCCCCAGGGCCUGAAGGUGAAGGAGGUGGAGCGUGAGGACGCAGGUGCCUACGUCUGCAAGGCCACCAAUGGCUUCGGCAGCCUGAGUGUCAACUACACCCUCAUCGUGAUGGAUGACACCAGCCCAAGUCGGGGGAGUCUGGGGCCCGCCAGCCCCCCUGGCGGCCAGGAGGACCCUGCCGGCAUGCAGUGGGCGCAGCCCCGCUUCACGCAGCCCUCCAAGAUGCGGCGCCGGGUGAUCGCCCGGCCCGUGGGCAGCUCCGUGCGGCUCAAGUGUGUGGCCAGUGGACACCCUCGGCCUGACAUCACGUGGAUGAAGGAUGACCAAGCCCUGACUCGGCUGGAGGCUGGAGAACCCCGCAAGAAAAAGUGGACUCUGAGCCUCAAGAACCUGCGCCCGGAGGACAGUGGCAGGUACACCUGCAGGGUGUCCAACCGCGCGGGAGCCAUCAACGCCACCUACAAGGUGGACGUGAUCCAGCGGACCCGCUCCAAGCCGGUGCUGACAGGCGCGCACCCUGUGAACACCACGGUGGACUUCGGGGGCAGCACAUCCUUCCAGUGCAAGGUGCGCAGCGACGUGAAGCCCGUGAUCCAGUGGCUGAAACGCGUGGAGUACGGUGCUGAGGGCCGCUACAACUCCACCAUCGACGUGGGCGGCCAGAAGUUUGUGGUGCUGCCCACUGGGGACGUGUGGUCGCGGCCGGACGGCUCCUACCUCAACAAGCUGCUCAUAGCCCGUGCCCGGCCCGACGACGCCGGCAUGUACAUCUGCCUGGGUGCCAACACCAUGGGCUACAGCUUCCGCAGUGCCUUCCUCACCGUGCUGCCAGACCCCAAGCCGCCAGGGCCACACGUGGCACCCUCGCCCGCCGCCAGCAGCCUGCCCUGGCCCGUGGUCAUCGGCAUCCCGGCCGGGGCGGUCUUCAUCCUGGGCACUGUGCUGCUGUGGCUCUGCCAGGUGAGGAAGCCGUGUGCGCCUGCCCUGCCCACGCACCGUCCGCCAGCCACCAGCCGAGCCCGCCCCGGGGACAAAGACCUGCCUGCGCCCGCCCUGGGCCCCAGCCCGGCCGCAGGGCUGUGUGAGGAGCUGGGGCCCCCCACCGCCCCCCUGCACAAGCUGUACCCUAAGCUCUACACAGACGUGCACACGCACACACACUCACAUACGCACACGCACACACACUCACACGUGGACGGCAAGACCCACCACCAGCACGUCCACUACCAAUGCUGAGACACGUGGUGCCACACGGUGGGCGGGGGCACGGAGCAUGUGACCUGUGCCCCACACUGACGCGCCUGCAGACAGAGCUGGACGUGCCCGCACAACUGGGCACACAGCAACAAGGCAUGAGUGGGCUGUCACAGAUGCUGCGCACACCAGGCCGGCAACACACAUGGCUCACACCAGCACACACUGCUCGUGCCAACACAUAUACAACCAGACCAGCUGCAUGUAGCACACAGUUCACACCAGCACACA